This is a messenger RNA of Dujonia railenensis, 1398 nucleotides long. Lineage: Eukaryota; Fungi; Ascomycota; Pichiomycetes; Serinales; Debaryomycetaceae. The record is from the annotation of a GenBank genome assembly.
AUGCCAAGAAGGGCCGAAGUAUUGACCUCUCUCACUAGAGGGAAGGUUCGCUCUUCGAUGAGCAGAUUUAACUUGUUCAACUUGUAUAAAAAACCUAGAACAAACUUCCAAGGGAAAUCAUUGUACCAACAAAAAUGGGCAUCUAAGGCCGACACUAGAGCCUACCAUGGAGAACAUUUGACUGAAAGCAGGUGGAAACACUUGUUUGAUCCACACUUAGAGUCUGUGGCGCAAUUAGAUGCCUCGUUGAAGGGUGUUCAAGUUGCCCCUACCCCUGUGACUUUACAGACAUAUGCGGCCUUGGAGAAGAGAUUGGAGUUUGCACUUUUCAGAGCGAUGUUUGCUUCUUCAGUAAGACAGGCAAGACAGUUUAUCCUUGCUGGGGACGUGAAGGUCAAUGGUGUUGUAGUGAAGCACCCUUCAUUUCCAUUGAGAGCUGGUGAUGUGUUCAAUGUUGAGCCAGAGAGAGUGUUACAGGCCAUGGGUAAGAACAAGCCUAGUUUGACCAAAGCAGUUAGAAUCGAUAACUUACAAAUUGCCACUUGGAACAAGUACGUCAAGCUGGCUAAGGAAAACCCAGAAGCUGUCUGGAAUGUGAAGAAGAACAAGCCUCAAUCUUUGAACACCUUGUCUACCAAGAACGAUAAGGAGUCUAUAAAAAAGUUCAAUGAAACUUUACAGAAAAAGAUGAUCCUGGAACAGAAUAAGACAUCGAGAGAGUCUAUUUUGAGCAAGAUCUUAAAGCUGUCUGCUCAAGUAAAGGAGGGCGACGAAGUGACUGCGGAACUUCUUUCCACAAUCUGUGGUGAAAAGAACGCCGUCAAGUGUCUUCAAGUAUAUCAAAUACUCAAGGACGCCAACCACAAAUUGUUGACAGAGUCCAGUGGAAAGGAAAUCACCGAGUUCAUUUCUAAGAAAUCCAAUGAAGUUUCUGCCGAUGAGCACAAAUUGGCCACUUCUGUAAAGCAAAUCCUCUCAGAGUUGUUGAAGAGCCAAAAUGAAUUCCUUCGUCAAUCGUACAACAGCCAAAUGUUAAGCGAAACAUCUCAGUCUGUGCCAUACGACCCAGAGUUUGCCUCCAAGAUGAGGACUCACGCUAAGUUAAAUAAAGAUGAAAUCUUGGAAGAUGAAUCCAAGGCGGUUGUUGAAUUACCUUGGCAACAGGGUUUGUUCGGACGUCAAGAUCCUACUAAGCCAUACUUCACUCCAUGGGCUCCCAGACCAUUCAUUGGAUGUUUUGCCAUUUUACCACACCAUCUUGAAAUAAGUUUUGAAACCUGCCAUGCCAUUUACUUGAGAAACCCAGUCUCGAGACCUGGUCAUUCAGAAGUGAUCUCUCCGUUCCCAGAAGCUGUGCAUGAAAGAGCUUACAUGUACUACGCCAGAAAGGGAAUGUAA